ACUUACAUUGAUGCAUAAACACCCGGAUAAAAACAAUUUGUUCAAAAGUUGACAGUAACGACCAAGCAUUUGAUCUGUACAUAAUUGGGAAAAUAAUGACUUAAAGUUAACAGAAAUGGCUGCAAUAGAUUUAUCCAAAACGUUUGAUGAAAUGGAGUCGGAUGAACUCAGUUUGGAAACGUCUGUUCCAACUGAUUUGACUCUAUCGCCAGACCGAGAAAAUGGACACACAGACGAUCGCAGGGAUAGGAAAUCUAAAGUAACAAGACAGUUGAUAGAAAGAAAACAAUUAAUGCACGACAUGCAACUUCUAAGAAUUGAGUUAUCUCAAAAGAAUUUAACUCUCGAAAACAUGAAAGCCGAAUCUCUUAAUAGGGUUGAAGAGUUGGAAGAAAAACUUAAUGAUGCUUUACAUCAAAAGCAAAUUCUUGCAGCUCGUCUUGAAUCACAGUUAUCUAUUCAAGAACAAGAAUCAAAACGGCGACAAGAAUUGAUAAAAUCGGAAUUGGAAGAAGUCCGUCAACGACAGAAACAAUUAGAAUCAACAAAUGAACGUUUAGAAGAAAAGGCGGGGAAUGUCAGGAGAACUUUGAGAGAUUUAGAUAUUACAGAGGAUAAAUAUUAUGAACUACGGGGUCAGAGUGAGGAAGACAUUUCACUGCGAGAGUAUGUGGCGAUGAAAAUGUUUGAAGCAGUCCGUCCACUUCAAACUGAAAUAGAUCAGAUGCGGCUAAGAAAUAAAACAUUAGAAGAUCAAACUAAAUCAUUUUCCAAAGAAGUUUUAGAGUUACAGGAGAAAUUAGAUGCUGAGCGACAGGAGCACGGUGAAUUACGCAUAAAACACCAGAGAAUGAUCAUUGAUUUCUCUGACACAAAGUCACAAGUCAAACACGAUAACUUCAAAGUUGAAAACUAUGACAGGGUGAAAAUUGAAAGGGAUGGAUUAGAACAUGAUCGUUUGGACAUUCAGAGGCAGCUAUCAGUACUAGAGGGAGCUCAUCAAACCCUGACCAAAGAAAGGGAUGACCUACACAGUGAGCUGUCUGCAGCCAAGCAAUCUCUGUCCUUGCUAAAACAAGACAAGGAGUACCUGACUAAACAGGUUUCAGACCUGACCAACAGGUGUACAUACGCUGAGGAAAAGGUACAGCAGUCUGGUCAUGAACUUGAGGACGCAAAGCGGGCCCGAGAGGAGAUGUAUGAAAAAUAUGUUUCCUCCAGGGACCAGUAUAAGACAGAGUACGAGAAUAAACUACGAGAAGAACUGGAACAGAUCAGACUAAAAACAAAUGGAGAGAUUGACAGACUGCGAACCAGUACAAAGGAGAUGUUUGAAAGGGAAAACAGGAAUUUACGAGAGGCAAGAGAUAUGGCAAUAUCUGAGAAAGACAGAGCCGUCGCCACAGAGAGGGAAACAUCAACAAAAUACGAGCAGUUACUUACAGACUUUCGCCAAGUGCAGAUGCAUGGUGACAGUAAGACAGCAGGGCUACAGAACGAGAUGAAGCUGAAGAGCUUUGAGCUGGAGAGGCUACAGAUGGUGCAUGAGGAUACGCUCCGUAACCUGGGCCAAGCCAAGCUGGACAUUGAGAAGCUGGAGAAGAAGUCGGAGGUGUUGACCAAGGAGUACUACACUCUCCAAGCCGGGAUGGACAAGAAAGUGGCAGAGUUAGAAGCACAGAUGUCGGAGAAAAACGCCAAGAUUCAGAUGUAUGAACGCGUGGAGAAAGAGCUAGACGAGGUGGUGCUCCAGGCAGCACAUGUUGAAGAUGAUCAAGAGGCAGAGAAAGUUCUCUUUUCCUAUGGUUAUGGUGCUAAUGUUCCAACAACAUCAAAACGACGGUUACAGCAAAGUGUUCAUUUAGCCAGACGAGUUCUUGCCCUUGAGAAAAUAAACACCCAACUGCGUCAAGACUUGGAGAGAGAGAAAACCAAAAUUAAACAGCUUGCUGAAGAGCUCAAGAACAACAAUACGAUAUUAGACCAAGCCCAGCAGCCAUACAACUAUCUGAUAGACAGUGUGCGACAAAGGGAUGCUCAGAUCAACAAGCAGAAAGAACACAUUGCUAACUUGGAGGCAGAUGUACAACAACUAGAAAAGGAGAGAGACGAUCUAGUCAGAACCAAAAACAACAUGUCUCUGGAUUUGGAACGCCUACUCAAUCAAAAAGAGGAGAUGUCGGUGAUGAAACAAGUGGUGAUGAACUUGUCUAAUCGCCAGUACGGGGAAAAAAAGACAAAGUCUCGAGAUCUUGCAAGACCCAAAAGUCCAUCCACGCACAAAACAUUUGGAUCCUUUGAGCCACAUGAUGAACCAGAGAUUGUAAAACCUGGCUUUAUAACAGUUACAAACGAUAAAUCCCAUUGGUCCAAAAAACUGAAACAGAAGAACACAGAACAAUCCACAAAGUUCUCCAAAGUGUAUGCCACUGCCAAAUCCUGACCCCCCCCCCCCCCCCAAUCCAGCUCAGGCUCACCAUGUUACAAAUAUACCAUAAUAAACAGUGACUCGGAAUGUCCGAGGAAAAUAAUGGACUGUGAUAAAUGUAGUGUGGAAGGAGAUGGAGGUUGUUGAUUUUAUACAUUGGAUAGAUUGGAUAAAGGCAGAAAACAGGCUAGAUUGUAAAUACUUUUACAUCAAUAUGUAAUUUCUGGUACCAGUACUUGUAUUAAGCAAUUGAUAAAUAUUAGAAUAAUAGAAUUUUGAGCAGGUUUUUGCUUUUGAACCUUUUAUUCCAGUUCAAAUUUCAGUCAAAUAAUGAGCAGUUGAUUUAGAAUUAGAAAACAAAAAUAAAAGUAAACAAAUCAUGUCACUAAUGCUAUUUUAGUACUUUUAUCAGAUACGUAUUUAGUAAUAUUUGUUAUUGUAAAUGUAUUUUUUGUAAAUAUAUUUGAAACAAUAAAAUUUUAUAAAUUCCA
Messenger RNA from Magallana angulata, 2919 nucleotides. Its product is annotated as progesterone-induced-blocking factor 1-like. Gene Ontology annotation, cellular component: centriolar satellite. The transcript has 15 exons. The coding region runs from base 116 to 2443 and encodes 775 amino acids. Lineage: Eukaryota; Metazoa; Mollusca; Bivalvia; Ostreida; Ostreidae. The record is from RefSeq and is a predicted model, not a curated record. Gene Ontology annotation, biological process: cilium assembly.